AUGGCUCCCAAGAACAAGACCGCCGCCCCUGCUAAAGAGAACGUCACUCUCGGCCCUCUGGCCGGAGAUGGCAAGCUCGUUUUCGGCGUUGCCCGUAUCUUUGCCUCUUUCAACGAUACCUUCGUCCACGUUACCGAUCUCAGUGGUCGCGAAACCAUCUGCCGUGUCACCGGUGGUAUGAAGGUCAAGGCUGACCGUGACGAGUCUUCUCCCUAUGCUGCCAUGUUGGCCGCUCAGGACGUUGCUGCCCGCUGCAAGGAGCUCGGCAUCAACGCUCUGCACAUCAAGAUCCGUGCCACUGGUGGUAACGGCACCAAGACCCCCGGCCCCGGUGCUCAGUCCGCCCUCCGUGCUCUGGCCCGUUCUGGCAUGAGAAUUGGCAGAAUCGAGGACGUCACCCCCACCCCUUCCGACUCUACGCGUCGCAAGGGUGGUCGCCGUGGUCGCCGUCUGUAG
Aspergillus tanneri is the source of this 456-nucleotide messenger RNA. It is a transcript of the gene RPS14, whose product is annotated as 40S ribosomal protein uS11. Gene Ontology annotation, biological process: maturation of SSU-rRNA from tricistronic rRNA transcript (SSU-rRNA, 5.8S rRNA, LSU-rRNA); ribosomal small subunit assembly; translation. Gene Ontology annotation, molecular function: structural constituent of ribosome; small ribosomal subunit rRNA binding; mRNA 5'-UTR binding. Lineage: Eukaryota; Fungi; Ascomycota; Eurotiomycetes; Eurotiales; Aspergillaceae. The coding region runs from base 1 to 456 and encodes 151 amino acids. Gene Ontology annotation, cellular component: cytosolic small ribosomal subunit; ribosome. The transcript has 4 exons. The record is from RefSeq and is a predicted model, not a curated record.